AUGACCUUGACGGUUCUCUCAGAUGACCAGGUCAGGGAUAUCCUAGAAACCCUGAGUCUGGAUGAGCUGGAGGAUUUUAGAAAGACCUUGGCCGACGCACUUCAUGCCUUUUCAACGGACCUGGGUACCGACGGCUUAGGCAUAUUCCAGCAGCCGCAUCGUGUCUCGACGUUGCAUCCUGAUACUCAGGCCACGACUCUGUAUAUGCCAUCAUGCGGCCCCUCUGGCAUGGGCUGUAAAGUGGUGUCUCUCACUGCUGCCGAGGCAACCAAGGACCCCAAUGUCCAGAAAAUCAGUCCAACAGGAGUCGUCAACCUGUUCUCACCAGAUGGCAAGCCCAUUGGCCUUGUUCACGCCAGUACGCUCACUGCUUUCCGCACAGCAUUGGCCUCGCUAUGUCUCGUCUAUCGCCGCAACCACGUCAAGACAAUCACCGUCUUUGGCAGCGGCAUGCAGGCAUACUGGCAUGUCCGCCUGGCCCUGAUGAUGAGGGGGAGCACAGUCAAGCACGUCAACAUCAUCAAUCACCGCUUCUCGGACAGCGCUGGCCGCAUUCUGAAAAAGUUUACGAUUAUUCCGCACGAGGUCAAGUUCAACCGCCUACAGAAGGAGUAUAUCCGCGCUGCCGACAUCAUUUACUGCUGCACUCCAUCUCAGGAGGAUCUUUUCGAAGCCUCCAUCCUCACAAACCAUGAAGGCAGAAAAAAGGGCAGGCUCAUUGUCGCAGUAGGAAGCUAUACGCCCGAGAUGAGAGAGUUGCCCGAGGGUCUUCUCCAGCUCGUCACGAAGCCCCGUGAAAAGGGCCAUAGGCAUUUUCACAAGCAUGCCGACGAAGGCGGCGUCAUCGUGGUAGACACAUUAGAUGGAGCGUUAACGGAAGCCGGAGAGAUUAUCCAUGCAAAGAUCCCACCCACCCAACUCGUUGAGCUUGGCGAGCUUGUAAUGCUUCACCGAAUGGCCGUUGACGAGUCAGAGUCCGAAGCCUCCGAUGUCAUGUCACAGACUUCCUCUUUCUCAGAGCUGGACCUCUCAGACAGGACUCAAUCUAUGAGCACAGUUUACAGUGAUCUGCCACCUAGCCCUUCAAGCACAACGUCUUCGGGGCACAAAUCGCCUUUUUCGAAGCACUUCCGGAAAACCUCGAGCAAUCUGUCCGACAAGGACAAGGAGAAGCAAAAGGACGAUGCUCUGUCGCGCUGGCUGCGGGACGGCACUGUUGUUUACAAGAGCGUGGGAGUAGGCUUGAUGGAUCUGGUGGUUGGGACAAAGCUGAUUGAAGUUGCCCAGCAGAAGAACAUUGGCACGCAGAUUGAGGGCUUUUGA
Messenger RNA from Trichoderma breve, 1323 nucleotides. RefSeq names its product ornithine cyclodeaminase/mu-crystallin family domain-containing protein. The coding region runs from base 1 to 1323 and encodes 440 amino acids. Gene Ontology annotation, cellular component: cytoplasm. The transcript has 4 exons. Lineage: Eukaryota; Fungi; Ascomycota; Sordariomycetes; Hypocreales; Hypocreaceae. The record is from RefSeq and is a predicted model, not a curated record.